GCGGGAAAUGGAAAUUGGAAAAUGGAAGAAAGAACUGAAACUGAAAUAUUUACAAAAAUCUUUUCAUAGUUAUAUUUAAUUAAAAAUGCGAUACUUUUAUUUUUUGUAAAGUUAUUAAAUUUAUUAAACAUGUUUGAGUGGGCUUAUAGCGGUGCUAACAAAGCAGUCCCAAGAAAUGUCGGCCCCGAGUGUGCUUAUUUUCUAUCGCCUCAAAGACAAAUAAUCGAAACUUUAUUAGUAACAACGACCUGCGUGUAUAUUAUUCUGAAAACUUACCGUAAAUUGCAUAUUCCAAAAGAUAAUUUCUACGUAAAAAGUGACAGAGGUGGAAAAAGAUUACUUGUGAUACUAUUGGCUCUUCUAUGGGGCAUGGAAAUUGGUUUUAAAUUUGCAUCGCGGACUGUUAUUUAUCUGUUAAAUCCAUGUCACAUAACAACAUUGAUCCAGAUUUACUUAUUGGCUGCUCCACCAACCAAGACAGUCACAGCCUUAUUUCGCAUUCAUUUAAACUUGUUAAAUGGCCCACUACUAGCUUUCCUUUUUCCAGAAACUGCCUCAAGAACAAUUUUAGCAGAAGCUGCAUUAUAUUGGAUACAGCAUGGGAUGAUGUUUGUGAUACCAUAUUACCUGUUAAGAAUUGGUGGUGUUUAUAACAUAGAGCCGUGUUGGGAUUUUAACUGGGCUAUAUUCAGCUACUGUCUUAAUUUAUUAUAUCACUUUAUUAUUUUGCAAAUUAUUGCAAUACCCGCCCAAGUAAAUUUAAACCACAUGCUUUGUCCAGCGAUAUUGGAUCCUUUCGAUGGUCCAUGGUAUCGGAUUGCCGCAGUGAUUCAUCAAGCCAUACUCUGUCCUUUGCUGUGCAAACUGUUUUGCCUUCUCGCAGAUUUCUUUCUCACAAAGUUCCCGCCUACAAAAGUUAAGCCAUACAUGAAAGAUCUUUUACAUGAUAAAAAACUAGAAGACUAUGUUAACUAAUAAUAAUUGUUUUAUUAAAGCAAACUUUACUCACUACUCUACACCAUUGUAGCCCUACUGGGUUGGCCUUUAUGUUGUGAUAUUUGCGGCGGAAUCUCUUAGGACGAACAAAUGCGGCCGGUAGCGUCAAUUCAUUUUGUAAUAUCAGGAAUGAUUGCACUAAGGGAAAAUAAUUAGAUAUAUAUAAUAUAUAAAAAUAAUUAUAAUUAAUAAGUGAGGUAUGAAAGCUUUUAAAUCGAAAUAUUAAUAAAUAAACGCGAGACAACUAAGUAACUUUGGGAAUGAAUUAGCAUAAUAUAUAGUCCAAAUUUCGGCACAUUGUUUGAUUGUGUUUAAUCACGUUGUAAGUUUAGGAGCCAUUUAUUGUAUAAGUAAUAUAUUACAAUGAAA
Molecule: messenger RNA, 1365 nt
Organism: Pararge aegeria (speckled wood butterfly)
Lineage: Eukaryota; Metazoa; Arthropoda; Insecta; Lepidoptera; Nymphalidae
Product: transmembrane protein 164
Exons: 6
Coding region: 130-975 (281 amino acids)
Source: RefSeq, a predicted model, not a curated record